Pestalotiopsis fici W106-1 is the source of this 1440-nucleotide messenger RNA. RefSeq lists its product as uncharacterized. Bases 1 to 1440 code for a protein of 479 amino acids. The transcript has 3 exons. Gene Ontology annotation, molecular function: monooxygenase activity; iron ion binding; oxidoreductase activity, acting on paired donors, with incorporation or reduction of molecular oxygen. NCBI's taxonomy places the organism in Eukaryota, Fungi, Ascomycota, Sordariomycetes, Amphisphaeriales, Sporocadaceae. The record is from RefSeq and is a predicted model, not a curated record.
AUGAGGGCCGGUCGCAAUGACCCCAAUCACAAAUUGCUGAGAGACAUGCCAACACAGUACGGAGAGAUGACAACUCUCCAUCUAGGCCAAAAGACUUGGGUUUUUCUCAACAGCAAUCGCGUGGUAUCUGAAAUUAUUGCAAAGAAGAGCAGUAUCACAAACACGAGAUCUCCGAUGCCCAUAUCCAGCGGUAUUGUGAGCCAUGAUCGAAGGUCCCUCAUCUUGCCCCAGGAGACUUGGACCGAGCGACGUCGUGUCAUGCACAGUCUCUUGAGCGGGACAGCACUCAAACAAUACGGUGCCUGGCAGGAAGAGGAGAGCGCACAGAUGAUGGCAGAAUACGUUGUCAAGCCAGAGAUGUGGUAUAAGCACCACUAUCGUUACGCCAACUCCGUCAUCCACCGCAUCGCCCUUGGCGACCGGCUAGUCAAGUCGACCAAGGAGCUCAGUGACCUACAAAACUGUGUCACAUUUUUCGUUGGCAGCAUCGGAUCAAGCUUGGUUGACUGGUUUCCAGAUGUCGUCAAAUUGCCCAAAUUCCUCCACUUUUGGGCACCUCAAUGGGAGAAACUGGGCCAAUGGAACUACAACGUCUAUAAUUCAUGGUACGAGCCUGCCCGCAAGCAGGUCGAGGCUGGUACCGCGCCUCCAUCCUUCCUGCGUGAUACGCUGCUGCAUCCCGACACCAAAUACAAGGGCGACGACGAGGACUCCAUGUAUGUCGCAAUGCAGCUGAUAGAAGCUGGCAGCGAUACCACCCGCGAGGCCCUCAAAAUCAUGGUUAUGGCGUCGCUCGAGUACCCGGAGCCCUUUCGCAAGGCCCGGGCUGAGAUCGAUCAAGUUUGUGGCGUUGGUGCUGACGCCAGGCUGCCACGGUUAGAGGACAUGGAGUCCUUGCGAUACAUCUGCGCCAUGGCCAAGGAGAUUCUGCGGUGGCGACCCAUUUUCAUUCUUACUCCGGACCACACGUUGAGCAAUGACCUUGAAUUUGAGGGUUAUUUCUUCCCUGCUGGCGUUGGAUUCGUCAUCAACGAGGUUGCUGUCUGCAAUGAGUGCGAGGAUCCCGACGUAUUCAAACCCGAGCGAUGGAUGGACGGCCAUGAGACUGAUAUCGCCCAUGGUCUGUGGCAAUUCGGUGGUGGUCGGCGAAUCUGCGUCGGCUACCGCUUGGCACAGAGAAGCUUGUUUAUCAACAUUGCGCGCCUAGUGCAAUGCAUUGAUUUUGAGGCAAGUGGGAAAUAUGAUUCGCGCCUGCUCAACCAUGAUGCCAUUCAUGAGCCCUUUCCCGUCAAGCCUCAAAUUCGAAGUGAGGAGUACAAAAAACUGAUCAUCGAGGAGGCUACCAAGCUGGGGGUUCUUGAAGAUGCCAAAGCAGUCAGAGACAAUGAUGACUCGAAACAAAACGAAGAUUUCACAGAUCUUAUUAAAGGAGUAUUUUAG